Messenger RNA from Camellia sinensis, 1105 nucleotides. The record is from RefSeq and is a predicted model, not a curated record. NCBI's taxonomy places the organism in Eukaryota, Viridiplantae, Streptophyta, Magnoliopsida, Ericales, Theaceae.
UCUGCUAACAUUUUUGUUUCCGAAAUCUCCCCAAAGACGUGUUGGCACGGAACGUCUCACAAUCCAGGUGGAUGCAGUGACUUCUGACUGGUCAACGUGGUUACUGUGGAAGGAGCCACCAGCACCAUCAACAGCAACAAAAACAAACAGCAAAGCAAGCGGGAAGCAAAAAAUGCUUCGAAUACGGAGAAAAAACGAACCAGUGGUCCACAACCCCCUUCAACAACCCUACACUACACUACAAUCUCCGUAGAACUCGCUUGUUUCCCUCGCCGCCAUGGAUGAGGUUAGGGCUACGACCGCUUGGGUCGCCUCUCGCUCUUCUCACGUCUCAGUCGACUCCUCAGGAAUUGAGAGAGUUGUGGACACCAUCAAAGACUCAAUCCCAAAAGUCGACUGGGAUUUUGAAGGGAUUCACUAUUUUGAUAAUGGCCCUCUCACUGUUCAGUACUUGUUUGUCUUGGAUGCUUUGAAUUUUUGUUUUUGGCCUGAUAAGGAUUUAAGUUAUGAUCAUUUGGCUUCGGGACUAAAGGCAGCUCUUCAAAAUGACAAAUCUGUGUUUGAUGCUGAUCGUCUGCAAAAGUACACUGGUCCUGAAUUACGCAAAUUGUUGAAAUGGCCAAGGCCACUUCCUCUAGAGGAUGAACGAGUUCGCUUAUUGCAUGAGGUUGGGCUUGAACUGGAGAGAAACUUUGAGGGGAAAGCAUCCAAUCUUGUGGACUCGUGUGGGAAAUCAGCAGUAAAGCUUGUAACUCUUGUUACUCGUCACUUUCCUGGUUUCCGCGACCAUUCGGUCUACAAGGGCCACCAGGUAUUCUUGUAUAAAAGAGCUCAGAUAUUUGCGGCAGAUUUAUUGGGUGCAUUCAAGGGAAAAGGAUAUGGAGAGUUCAAUGACAAAGGGGCAAUUACCAUAUUUGCUGACUAUAUAGUUCCAGCGGUGCUUCGGCAACUUGGUGUGCUGAGAUAUAGUUCAGCCCUAGCUGGCACUAUUGAGGCUGAAGGAGAAAUUGAUUCAGGCAGUGAGGAGGAAGUGGAACUGCGAGCAUGCUCAGUAUAUGCUGUAGAGAAAAUGAGGGAGUUGAUGUGGAAAAAAUUUGGAAAGCAG